Molecule: messenger RNA, 802 nt
Organism: Drosophila albomicans
Lineage: Eukaryota; Metazoa; Arthropoda; Insecta; Diptera; Drosophilidae
Product: UPF0598 protein CG30010
Exons: 2
Coding region: 52-699 (215 amino acids)
Source: RefSeq, a predicted model, not a curated record
CACAAAAUCAGCUGUUUUUAUUUUGUUUGGUAAGCUAAACCUGCUGUUCGAAUGUCGCCGCAAUCGAAGCGCUUGUUAACUGUUUGUAAUUGGCAUCUCAAAUGGACAAAUCGUCGAAAUGCAGCAUUAUACACUCAAGGCCAAUCUCCAGAGCCCAGGAUACGCGAAUACUUCUACUACAUUGAUCAUGAGGGCAUGCUCUUUCUGGACGAUGCCAAAAUGAAGAACUUCACAUCUUGCUUCAAGGAAAAGAAAUUUCUGCAGUUUUUCUUUAGUCGCCUGCGCCAAAACGAAACGCAGCGCUAUGAAAUGUUUCCAUUUAUGUCGCCUUGUGGCCGAGAACGAAACUUCGUGCGUUGCGAUGACACUCCCAUUGUCUUCACUGAACAGCACAGCGGUGAUAAUGCCACAGAUAUCUUGACUUAUGCCCAUGGUGGUCCAGUUCUAUCUGUGGCUUUUCAGCCGCACAAUCUCUAUAUGCAUCCAAAGAGCGGCAGAGUGUAUCAUCCAGCUUGGCCAAAAGUUGGUGGCAUAGGACUUGUGCGCUCCAAACUGGCCAUUGAGCUAAGCCAGUACUUUAUCUUCACCGAAAGCGACGCGUCGCCCACACACUUUCAGUGGCGAGGCAAUCAAAUUCAGCUGCAACACGACUGGAUUAAGGAUUGCCAGCUACAACCUAAUGCGAAUACUAACAAUUAAAAUGGGUUUAAUUUAAUCAUCAAACGGAAAGAUUGUAACAUUGCGUAUCUACAUAUAAGAGUGUAUAUAACUAGACUAAUAAAUAACUACUAUUCUAUGCUUA